Messenger RNA from Anopheles moucheti, 3017 nucleotides. RefSeq names its product glutamine synthetase 1, mitochondrial (gene Gs1). Bases 585 to 1793 code for a protein of 402 amino acids. The record is from RefSeq and is a predicted model, not a curated record. Gene Ontology annotation, cellular component: cytoplasm. The transcript is spliced from 2 exons. NCBI's taxonomy places the organism in Eukaryota, Metazoa, Arthropoda, Insecta, Diptera, Culicidae. Gene Ontology annotation, molecular function: glutamine synthetase activity.
GUUACAGCAGCGGUACGAGAAGCAGCGGCGUGCUUUCGCAGCAGCAAAACUUCUUCAGCAGCGGAGGCGCAGAAGGUGCUGUGUGGCAGUUUCAGCUGGAUUUACAAAAUUACACUAGCACGUCUAGUAGCAGCUGAUCUCCAAACUUUUGUCCUGGAGUUCCGACUUUGAACGGCUUUAAAUUAAAGCGGUUUUUAGUAAGCAGAGGCACAAAAAAAUUGUACGAGAAGUGCUCGAAACACAUCACUACCAGUGUGUGCUACUCUACUACCAAAUUCGUGCGAAGUGUAUUUUGAACGUGUAUGUGUGUUAGUGAGUGUAGGAAAACCCCCUUGUCGAUAGUGUGUGCGCAUCUUUAAUCUAUCCAAGUAGACCUGUUCGGGACAACGACACUUCAUUUUGUGAUAGAAAUUCAACGUAGUCGGUAGCUAAAUUAAUCCCAGUGAAAUCUCGUAGGUGUGUUGUGGAAUAAAUUAAAAUCACCCCACUGGCUAGUUCGGUUUUCAACGCGUUUGUGAAGUGACACUUAUUUGUUUUUCGCACUCUUUUCCCCAUUGUGUACCAAGCUUGUGAACAAUCUCAAAAUGGCCCUCCGUGUAGUUGGUCUGCUGAUACGCCAGGAGCUGUCCGGUCUGGCUAGUAAACCGUCGAUGCGCAUGAUCAGCACCAGCCGUGGACCGAACUGUGCCAAGAUCCUGGAGCAUUCGCCGAAUGCGUGCCUGAACAAAACGCUCCUGGAUCGCUACACCCGCCUAAGGUACGACCCCAAGUAUGUGCAGGCCACCUACGUAUGGAUCGACGGUACCGGCGAGAACGUGCGGCUGAAGGAUCGCGUCCUCGACUAUGUGCCGAAGAAGCCGGAGGAUGUGCCGGACUGGCAGUAUGAUGGCAGCUCCACGUAUCAGGCGCUCGGUGGUAACUCGGACAUGAAGCUGGUGCCCCGGGCACUGUACAAGGAUCCGUUCAAGGCUGGCCAGAAUGAUGUGAUCGUGCUGUGCGAUACGUACCAGCCGGAUGGUGCACCGACCGCUUCGAACCAUCGUGCCGCCAUGCAGGAUGCGUACAACCGCACCAAGGAUUUGGAGCCGUGGUUCGGUAUUGAACAGGAGUACACCUUCCUGGACAUUGAUGGACGUCCGCUCGGAUGGCCGGUUGGUGGAUUCCCUGGACCGCAGGGUCCUUACUAUUGCGCCGCCGGUGCUCAGAAUGUGGUGGCACGGGAUAUUGCUGAGGCCCAUGCCGUGGCAUGUCUGUACGCGGGCGUACAGUUCGCCGGUACCAACGCGGAAGUAAUGCCGGCCCAGUGGGAAUACCAGGUCGGACCGGCUCUGGGUAUGAAGUGUGCCGAUGAUCUGUGGAUGUCUCGGUACAUCCUGUGGCGCAUUGCCGAAGAUUACGGCGUGGUAGUUACGUUCGACCCGAAACCGAUGGAGGGCAACUGGAACGGUGCCGGUGGACACUGCAACUUCUCCACGAAGCCGAUGCGUGCCGAGAACGGCAUCAAGGCGAUCGAGCAGGCGAUCGAGAAGCUGUCGAAGAAGCACGAUAAGCACAUCAAGGCGUACGAUCCGCGCGGAGGAAAGGACAACGAGCGCCGACUGGUCGGACGCUUGGAGACGUCUUCGAUCGACAAGUUCAGCUGGGGCGUUGCGGAUCGUGGUACCUCUGUGCGCAUUCCACGUGGUGUAGCCGACGCCAAGAAGGGCUAUCUGGAGGAUCGUCGUCCGAGCUCGAACUGUGACCCUUAUGCAGUUUGCAAUGCCAUCCUUACUACCUGCCUGUUGGACGAAUAGGCGGUCUGGCGUGGAGGUGAACAAGAAAGACACUCUCUCCCUUAAUACCCCCCCUGCUCAUCAUCCCCUUCCAUUGGCUAACCCACCGCUGCUCCUGAAAGAUGACGCAAUGAUGCCAACACAGAAUGAAUAAUCGAAAAGCCUGCUAAUAUAGACGAGCGGUGUGAGACCGUGCCAGUAGAACAUGCAAGCGACACAGCACUCAGCGGAUGGACUGGAGAAGCACAAAAUUAUAUGUAUACGUUGUUAUUAUUCCUUUUACCCCUUGCUUGCCGAAGGACAUUACUAAAUGUGCAGUUAUGUUUCUAUAUGGGUCAUGACCUCAAGAAAAAAUACCCAUUCAAUGUGGAAAAAGCUUCCACUGGGAGAACUAGAGAGGGAGAAGCAGUAUGGAAUGCGUGCAACAUGUCAAGACUUUCACGAUGCGAACUCGAUGGACUGAUGAAGAUGAUAAUGGCGAAAGCGUUGGAGGUAAAAGUGCCCGUUUGGAAUAGCGUAUCAUAUUUGUGAGCUGCAAUUAUAAUGGCACCAGCUUUUAUAUACGAUGUGUCGUUUUGUUUUAUUGACAAGCAUGCAAACUCAGAGGUAUUUCUAUUUUACAAACGUGUAGAAGGAAUUGUACAAAGUUUUAGCAAGCGCUACGAGCUCUGCGCAAGGACAAGCGAAGCGGAAAGAUUUUAAGCGACUCACCCAGGGUUUAUUCCUUUUUGUUUUGUAUACGGGAAUGGUGCAUUUUUUUUUAUUUGUUUUGUUUUAACAACAGAAGCACGCUACAUUUACAUCAAUGGAGCUCGUUUUUAACUCAUUGACAGAAAAGGCGUCUUGCGAGAGGUACCGCGAUAUUUAAUCCCAAGGGACAGCAUGUGCAUUAUUUUGUGAGCAAGAAAUACAAUGAAUAGGAUGAGCCAGGGCAGGAACGAUACUAGCUUGAAAUGCAGAAGAAAUCAUCGCAAAUUCCGAUCCUCGUUAUCAAAUCGAAGGAACAUUAAACGCGUGAAAAUACUACUUUCGAGCAUAACUAACAGAAAGACAUGGAAUGAUUGUGAGUGUGUUUAAGUGUGCAAGGGACAGAGAAUAAGAGAGAGAUACAAAAGAUGAAAAUUAUCGUUAAAUUACUUGUUGUUUUAGAACGUAAGUCCAGUAUGAUGUGUAAGUGGUUGUACCAGAGAAGAAAAUACAAGAAAUCAAAUCUAAUAAAUCAAAUCAUCACUAAAUGAAACUGUC